Fusarium sp. VM40 is the source of this 1170-nucleotide messenger RNA. The record is from the annotation of a GenBank genome assembly. NCBI's taxonomy places the organism in Eukaryota, Fungi, Ascomycota, Sordariomycetes, Hypocreales, Nectriaceae.
AUGCCCAGCCUCAUUGAAACCCCAGAGUCCCUCUUUACACCUAAAGUCCAAUCCAAACUCCUCUCCAGCCGCGAAAAAGCCUCGCGAGACUUCCGCUCAGAUGUCGUGACCGUCCCCAUAGAGGAGAUGAUGACAUCCAUCCUGGAAGCCUCUGUCAACGACGACAUCUACGACGCUGAAGGCGACCCAUCUGUCAAAGCCCUCGAGGCACGCCUUGUGGAAAUGACGGGCAUGGAGGCUGCGCUCUGGGCCGUCUCGGGCACGCAGGGGAACCAGAUCUGUCUGAGGACGCAUCUGACGCAGCCGCCGCAUAGUGUACUAUUGGAUCAUCGCGCUCAUGUGCAUUGCUGGGAGUCUGGGGCUUUGCCGGUGAUCUCUCAGGCGAGUGUCACGACGGUGCACGCGAAGAAUGGAGUGCAUUUGACGUUGGAGGAUGUUAAAAAGAAUAUCAUUGCUGAUGGGAACAUUCAUUUUCCGCCUACAAGGGUCGUCUCUCUUGAGAAUACCCUCUCUGGCACUAUUCUACCUCUUGCAGAUGCACAAGCCAUCUCCAGUUAUGUGCGCUCAUUCCCUGUUCCAGAAGGCCAGAAACCAAUCGCCAUGCAUCUCGACGGUGCCCGCAUCUUUGACGGCGUGGUUGGAGAAGGCGUUGAUCUAAAAGCCUACGCAGCCUGCUUCGACAGCAUAUCCAUCUGCCUGGCCAAGGGCAUCGGCGCGCCCAUGGGAAGCGUCAUUCUUGGUAAGAAGCCCUUUAUCGAGCGGGCCAAGUGGUUCAGAAAGAUGCUGGGAGGAGGAACUCGGCAACCGGGUAUGAUGGCUGCUGCGGCUUUGGCAGCGCUCGAGUAUAGCAUCCCGAGGUUUCCGUCGGUUCACGCCAUGGCAAAGUCUGCUGCUACACAACUCGAAGCAGUGGGUUACAAAUUCGCACUUCCCGUGCAGACCAACAUGAUCAUACUCGAUCUCGAGGCUGCUGAUAUUCCACCUGCGGCGUUUGUGGAAUACUGUGCUCAAGAUGGGAUCUCGGUAUUUCCCAUGGCCAGACUCGUCUUUCAUCAUCAGACAUCAGAAAGUGCUGUCAAGAACUUGGUGAAAGCAUUGUCGAGACUGAUGGAAGAUAAGAGGAAUGGAGUUGCCCUGAAUGAUGGUGAAGCCCACGGUGGAUAUAGUUAG